Acanthosepion pharaonis is the source of this 519-nucleotide messenger RNA. Lineage: Eukaryota; Metazoa; Mollusca; Cephalopoda; Sepiida; Sepiidae. The record is from the annotation of a GenBank genome assembly.
AUGUACUUUCACCAAAAGAAUAAUGCAGUCUUGCUCUCUCUCUCUCUCUCUCUCUCUCUCUCUCUCUCUAUCUAUCUAUCUAUCUAUCUCUAUCUCUCACUACAUACCACUCAAUGUGUUAUCUAUCUGAUUCGAUUUAUCGCUAUCACUGUAAAUUUCCUUCUCUCUACCCCCCUUUCUAUCUAUCUAUCUAUCUAUCUAUCUAUCUAUCAUUGUAAAUUUCUAUUUAUCUACCUAUCUAUCUAUCUAAUCGAUUUAUCUCUAUCACUGUUAGUCUAUGUACGUGCGUAUCUAUCUAUCUAUCUAUCUAUCUAUCUAUCUAUCUAUCUAUCUAUCUAUCUAUCUCAGUCUGUUCCUUCCUAUCUAUCUAUCUAUCUAUCUAUCUAUCUAUCUAUCUAUCUAUCUAUCUAUCUAUCUCAGUCCGUUCCUAUUUAUCUAUCUACCUAUCUAUUUAUCUGUCUGUUUCUAUCUAUCUAUCUAUCUAUCUAUCUAUCUAUCUAUCUACCUCCUUAUUUAUAA